Molecule: messenger RNA, 1429 nt
Organism: Chionomys nivalis (European snow vole)
Lineage: Eukaryota; Metazoa; Chordata; Mammalia; Rodentia; Cricetidae
Gene: Cenpq
Product: centromere protein Q
Exons: 9
Coding region: 203-1012 (269 amino acids)
Source: RefSeq, a predicted model, not a curated record
UUUGUUUUGGUUUGUUUUGCUUUUUUUUCUUUUCCGGUUCUUUGGGCGCGAAAAGACUGAGCCGCGCUUUCCGAGACCUGGAAUGAACUGCGUUGAGUGGAGAAAGCGUUUCAGGGACCGAUGGAUGCAGCAGAAGGGCGUGAAUUUUGAGGCUCCCGCGUUUGUGACUAUGUAUCAUUGUAAUUGUGUUGUUUAGAUCAAAAUGCCUGGUAAAGCAAAUGCUUCUAAGAGAAACUCUCAACAGUUAAAGAGAACUUCAAAACAGAGAGCUGAUGAGGAUGGGGAUUUGCCAGAAAAUGAGGUUGGAAUCACAGCAAAAAGAAACAGAAGUCAUGCAGGGCGUCUGUCCUCUAAAGUAUCAGGACAAGCAAAGUGUACUUACCUCAAAUGGAUAAAAAUAGCCUCCAACAAGAGAAGCACCUGGCAGCCUAUUCCAAAGAACACUGGAGAUUAUUUGCAAAGUAUGAUGGAGUCAGUCAUUCUAGAAAUUUUAAGCAAGAACAUUAAAGGAAAAGAACAAAUUCAGUAUCAUCUCAACUGCUUGAAGAAAAGAUUACUACAACAGUGUGGAACCCUGAAAGUCCCUGCCAGAACGCUGAACUAUUUAACUGAUGUGUCAAAUCUGCUGAAAAUUGAAAAGGCACAAGAAAGAGCUAAUGAAGAGGACAUGGCUUUACUGCAGAACGAAAUAGACCAAAUAGUAGCGACCACAGAGUCCAUGGCUGAGAAUAUUCAGAGCCUAAAGAACAAAAUUCAAAUUCUGACAAAUGACGUAGAGGAAGAGGAACAGAAGUUGAAACAGGAAUUCCACGUGGAUACUAAUAAGGUACUGUCUCUUCCAGAACUUUCUCAGAAAAGUCUUAAAGCACCCAUACUUCAAAAAGAAAUUUUGGCACUAAUUCCGAACCAGAAUGCUCUUCUAAAGGAUUUGGUUGUCCUUCAUAAUUCAGCCUCAGUGAAGAACAUGUCAGCAUUCAUUCAAGAAGCCUAUAAGAAACUUGAUCACUCUUAGAGUUGGUUUUGUUUUUGUUUUUAAGCAUUGUUCCAUAUUAACUUAUUGUUUAUGGAUUGUAAAUCUUUUCUUUUUAAGACAGAGCCUCACUCUGUAGCCUGGGCUAGUCCAGUAUCACCCACGUUGGCCUUGAACUCACAGCAAUCCUGCCUCAGCAUCUGAGUGCUGGGAUGACUUGUGUGAGCUGCACAUCUGGCCGGAAGUUAUACAACUUAACUAUAAUAAUACUAUAAAACUGGUGUUUCUGCAGAAAAAUUCCCCUCUGAUAUCCACUAUAAAAAUAGCCUUUGUGGGCCUAUCAUUAGUAUCUAAUGUUCUUAAAAGAAGUCCAUAUAUACUAUGUCUAUAGUUAUUUGCUAAGACCAUGUACUAAGAAUGAUUUUUAAAAUUCAAUAAAAAGACAAUGUUGUAACAGUU